GCGGCGGCGGCAGCAUGGUCCCAGCCCCCGCACCCACCGCCGUGGCCAGCCGCGGGAACUACAACCGGACACAGAGUUACGGCGCUCCACGUACGCCCAGCUACAGCAAAAGCAGCUACAGUCCGGGACAGCAGAGCUACAGUCAGGGUUAUGUCCAAGGCUACAGUCAAGGCUACAAUCAGAACUACAACUACGGGAACUACAGCAACUACGACAGCUACACCCAGGGUUACAGCCAACAUCCGCCCCAGGCGACGACACAAACCUACAGCCAGCAGUACCCCAGCCAGUACCAGCAGUACGCUCAACAGUGGAACCAGUACUACCAGAACGAGAGUCAGUGGAACCAAUAUUACGGGAACUACACGUACGGGAACUACUCCGGAGGUUCGCAGGGCUCCGGCUCGCAGUAAACUCCCGCCGCCCCC
Callorhinchus milii (elephant shark) is the source of this 428-nucleotide messenger RNA. RefSeq names its product heterogeneous nuclear ribonucleoprotein U-like protein 1. NCBI's taxonomy places the organism in Eukaryota, Metazoa, Chordata, Chondrichthyes, Chimaeriformes, Callorhinchidae. Bases 15 to 413 code for a protein of 132 amino acids. The transcript has 3 exons. The record is from RefSeq and is a predicted model, not a curated record.